Messenger RNA from Tachyglossus aculeatus (Australian echidna), 2299 nucleotides. RefSeq names its product signal sequence receptor subunit 1 (gene SSR1). Gene Ontology annotation, cellular component: endoplasmic reticulum membrane; endoplasmic reticulum. Bases 63 to 962 code for a protein of 299 amino acids. The transcript has 10 exons. The record is from RefSeq and is a predicted model, not a curated record. Lineage: Eukaryota; Metazoa; Chordata; Mammalia; Monotremata; Tachyglossidae.
AUUACGGUGGAGGCACUCGCCGUGGCGGAGUUCCGUGAAGCGGCGGAGGUCCCUGAGGCGCCAUGAGACUCGUUCCGCGGCUGCUCCUGCUCGUGCUGCUGGCCGUCCCCGCCACCGUGCUUCUCGGGGGCGGCGCCGGAGGGUCAGUAGCAGUGGCCCAAGAUGCUACAGAAGACGAAGAAGCAGUAGAAGAUACAGUAGUUGAAGAUGAGGAUGAUGAAGCAGAGGUUGAAGAAGAUGAACCUACAGAUUUGACGGAAGAUAAAGAGGAAGAAGAUCUCUCGGGUGAACCUAAAGCCUCACCAAAUGCUGAUACAACUAUCUUGUUUGUAAAAGGAGAAGAUUUUCCUGCAAACAACAUUGUGAAGUUCCUAGUGGGUUUCACAAACAAGGGUUCCGAAGACUUUGUGGUUGAAUCUCUGGAUGCUUCUUUUCGCUAUCCUCAGGAUUACCAAUUUUUUAUCCAGAAUUUUACAGCUCUUCCUCUCAACACUGUGGUGCCACCCCAGAAGCAGGCUACAUUUGAGUACUCUUUCAUCCCUGCGGAGCCAAUGGGUGGACGCCCAUUUGGUUUAGUUAUCAAUCUGAACUACAAGGAUUUGAAUGGGAAUGUUUUCCAAGAUGCUGUCUUCAAUCAAACAGUCACAAUCGUUGAAAAAGAGGAUGGGUUGGAUGGAGAAACGAUCUUCAUGUACAUGUUCCUUGCUGGACUUGGGUUACUUGUCAUUGUUGGCCUGCAUCAACUUCUAGAAUCUAGGAAGAGGAAGAGACCGGUACAGAAAGUAGAAAUGGGUACCUCAAAUCAGAAUGAUGUUGAUAUGAGCUGGAUUCCUCAGGAAACUUUAAAUCAAAUCAUGCACAGUAGAAGAGGUGAAGUAACUAAGGCGCAGAGAAAUAAAGCUUCACCGAGGCGGUUGCCCCGGAAAAGAGUACAGAAAAGAGCCGUGGGUUCGGAUGAGUAAAUCCUAAUUUGUGCAACAAUUCAACAUUUACUAAACUUGUCCUCAUUUUUUGGGCCUGGUGGGAAUUUGUGCAUAGAAGCCAUAUCCACAUAUGAAGAAUCUACAACUUAAACGUUUGCACUGAGCAAUCAGAAUCUGUGGCGUUAACAUUGCUGUAAACACGCUGCAUUCCUUUUUGUAAAGAAACAAAUUUGGGUUUUUUUAAACCUUGCGAUCUGUAGAUGUGUAAGCAAUUGGUCUUUCAUUGGUAUGCUACCUAAAAUGUGCCUUUGGAGUACUAAAGUUUCUGAUUUGUUUUUCCAGAAAACUUAAUUUGAUGGUAUAAGUUUCUCCUUUUAAUGUCAUACUUAGAAGUUAUGUAUCAAAAUAACCAUCAACUAUUCUAUUUGAAUAGUUCCCAUAGUUUCUAAUUUAGUAACAGUGGCACACAUUUUCUAGGUUGGUUUUUUGGGUUUUUUUUAAAAAAAAAACACUGUGUAGCUAGGCCCAAGCAGGAAACUGCUUUUAGCAAUAUAACAUUUUUGGGGGGUUUUGCUGUUGUUUACUGUAAUGUGCACAUUAAGAAAACUUCUUUAUACUGGUCACAUGAGUUGGCAUAGAUACAGGAUUUCUCCAGCAGUAAAUUUGUGAAGCAUGAAAGUUUCUGCUGAAAUUGGUAUAUAAGGAAUAACUUUUUAAAACAAAUGGAGAAAAUAGCACCCUAAAGCGUGCUGGAUUAUUUUAUCUGUCUUAAUUAUGUUGCCUCUGACCAGAGAAAUAGCUGUUGAAAGAUUUUUAGGCCUCUUCAGUAUUUAUAAAUAUGGGAAGAUUUUUCCCUUAACAAAAAACUCUCAUGUAGAAAUUGCAUUAUGUGUAACUGAGCACUUGAGGGAAUUUCCCAAACUGUAUUUUGAACAGGGGCUCAAACUGCAAUGUGAAGAAAAAACACUUGAGAUUUCUUCCAAACUAGUGUCAUAAAUGUGAAUGAGUACCAGCAAACUGUUUAGGGUUUUUUUGUUUGGUUUCCUUUUUUGUUUGCUUUUGAAGAGCAAGUUCCCUCUCCCCCAUGCUGUCCCCCUCCUCCUCCCCCCAGCAUAUUUUAUGGGUAGUCUUUUUUAGGUGUACUUUAACUUUACCUGCAAAAUCUUUGUAGUAAAAAGUACUUGACUAAUGUACUGGAAAUUUAACUCGUGACAUGUUGGGCCUCGAUUUGUUUUUUGUUUUUUUAAUUUGGCCUUAGUUUUUUGAACAUAACAGCAUGGGUGCUUUACUCCAUGGCCUAGUUUGAAGGUCAUUUGUUUCUUGUCACUAAGGCUAUUGGGAUUGACUGAAUAAAGGCUGAAGCUAAAGGAAGAAAA